Messenger RNA from Corythoichthys intestinalis (scribbled pipefish), 570 nucleotides. It is a transcript of the gene ndufb6, whose product is annotated as NADH:ubiquinone oxidoreductase subunit B. Bases 80 to 463 code for a protein of 127 amino acids. Lineage: Eukaryota; Metazoa; Chordata; Actinopteri; Syngnathiformes; Syngnathidae. The record is from RefSeq and is a predicted model, not a curated record. The transcript has 4 exons. Gene Ontology annotation, biological process: mitochondrial electron transport, NADH to ubiquinone; mitochondrial ATP synthesis coupled electron transport.
UAAAACGACGAGACGUCCUCCAUGGUGUCAUUGCAGCUCCGCUGAGGUUGUUGGACGACAGCGGACAAUCCAAACGAAAAUGUCUGGCUACAACCCGGACGAAAAGCUCCGCUUCGAUCAGCUCACCAAGCUCCGAAGGCAGUGGCUGAAGGACCAGGAACUCAGUCCGAGGGAACCCGUUGUUCAGGCCAAACCACCCGGCGCCGUCGCUAAAUUCUGGGCAGGUUUUCUGGAGCCCAAGAGCCUAUGGAGGCUUUAUACAUACAAAGCCUACAAAGGGGGUGUUUUCACAUUAACACGCCUGUUGAUACCUGCCUGGAUUGUCCACUACUACGUCAAAUACCAUGUUGCUAAAAGGCCAUACGGCAUUGUGGAGUUGAAACCCAAGCUUUUCCCAGGUGAUGUUAUUCUGGAGACAGGCGAAGUUGUUCCAGACCUCCCUGAGAGCCACAGCCAUCAUUGACCUAUUCAGUUUCAUAAGUGUCUGUCUGUAUAAACUGUGAAUACAAUAAAAAUGAGUGACAUUAUAAGUGUGGUUUUUUUCAGUAUGUUGUGUUACAUAAUCCAUCA